UGAGAGAAAGAGAGAGAGAAAAACAUGGUCUCGUCGUUCCGGCCGAUUGCGGAACUGAAAACGACCGAAAGCGAAUUACAACAUCCGGCGCGCAGGACCUGGACGGAGCCGAUGCGGACGACAUUCCUGCGCGUCGUCAUGACGAAUCAUCGUCAGGCGCGAUGGAGGAGGAGGAGGAGGAGAAGCAGGAGCAGGAGAAGAAGACGACAUAACACGGAGCAUUGGCGGUGUCGAAGAAGCGGCGGUGGUAGGGAAACACACCAGCACUUUCCCUUGACGGCUUAGGGACGGCGCACGCAGGGAGAAAGAAGGAGAAAGAACGGGAGAGAGUGAACGAGCUAGCCGGUCUUCCGUCGAGAGUAAAGUGUGUCGAGGUCUUUUCACGGACAGUCGUCUCGUCGUGGUCCCGUCCGUCCGUCCAUCCGUACGUGCGUGCGUGCGAGCAAACGACUGACCGAUUGUACGACUCCGGCCACUUCUUUCCUCGACCAAUUUGUGUCACUUUUCUUUCUUGCCGGGGUGUUGACGUCGUCUCGUGGUCGCCCGCGUAUGCCCUCUUCCACCUCUCCGUCGAUUGUCACUCUCGUUCUCUCUCUCUCUCUCUCUCCCUCUCUCUCUCUCCUUCUCUCACUUUCUGCUUCUUUCUCUCUUCCGCUCUCGACUGACAACACUAUGCAUAAUCCACCGGCGUUCUCGUGAUCGACAAAGCGACGACGACGACGACGCGCGCGGCCGACGACUCUCGCGCUCGGUUCAAAUAGUUGCGGCGUCGCGCCGAGUGCCGCGGGUGUCACAGGUGACGAGCGCGCUGCCGGUGACAAACGCGGGUAUGUCCGUGGUAUAAAGUCCGUGCGCACCUCGACUCCUGUACUUGGUGAAGAUGUCGUCGUUAGUGAUACUGAGCUUGUGCAUAAUAUGGGGCCAAUUUCCCGGCUACAUCUCGUAUACCGAGGAUGUCGUGCAUUACCGCAGUUACCCAUACGGAUACAGAAACUCGUACGUCACGCCGACGAGAGGAUGGUCGCAGUCCUGGAACGCUGGAAUGAGUCGGUCGGACAGGCCGAUAUAUCGCAGGGACACGCAAGCGCGACCCUAUACGCAGCUGAUCCAAGUGGAACAAGAGAGAAGUGAUCCUUUGACGACCAUCAGCGAAACCUUGGGUGCACUGAACACCGUGGGCAACUACAUCGUCAACAUGACGCGGGGCGUCGAGAUCUCGAAUUACCCGCCGAAGGAGCUGCCCUCGGCGUUGUACACCAUCUCCAAGAACAUCUUAGGUCGCAACGUGACGGACAGCAUUGCACCUUUAGUGCGCGGUGUCGCGUUCUCGAAACAGACUACCACGUCCACACCGGUCAAACGGGAAGGGCAACAGUCGCAACAGGUGGAACUCGCAGACAGAGACAAUGAUUCUACUCUGCCCACAUGCUCUACGCCCGAGGGUGAUUCUGGAAAGUGUCAGGACCUCAGUAAUUGCCCGCAACUGUUGCUCGACCUUAACAAACUGAGGCAAUCGUUGUGCUUCAAGAGUCUGUUCGUACCGGGGGUUUGUUGUCCUACGGACAAAAGCAGCAACCCCUUGGCCUCCGUCAACACCGGCGGAAGCGAGACUAAUGGGGGACGUCCACCGCGACCGCAAAUUCGACCCACCAAAGCUCCGAUAUUACGUCCGAUCCCGCUGAUCCCGGCGACAUCAUCCACGACGAGAAGACCCAUUUUGUUCAAUAAUACAAACGGCUUUGAGACGACUGGCGUCAGCAACAACUUUAUCCAAGAAGACGAAGAAUGCGGCUUGGUCAAUUCCGGCAAAUUCCGAGUGGUCGGCGGCGAAGCGUCGCUGCCCGGACGUUGGCCCUGGAUGGCGGCGAUCUUCCUUCGUGGUUUGACCGGGACGGAGUUCUGGUGCGGAGGAACACUGGUUGGACCACGUCACAUCCUCACCGCCGCUCAUUGCACGCGUGAUUCGAGACAUGAUGCCUUCUCCGUUCGCCAAUUCACCGUGCGUCUUGGCGACAUCGACCUGAAGAGAGACGACGAACCCUCAUCGCCAGCGACCUAUCCCGUGAAAGUGAUCCACACGCAUCCUAAUUAUGUGCGGCAAAGUUACUACAACGACAUCGCCGUGUUCGAACUCGGCAAGCCUGUAAGGAAAUCACCGUACGUGAUACCGAUAUGUUUGCCGCAGAAGCAAUACCGCGAAGAAAUGUUCAUCGGCGCCAGGCCAACGGUGGUCGGCUGGGGUGCCACUUAUUACGGUGGGAAGGAAAGCACAAUUCAACGACAGGCGGUCUUGCCAGUGUGGAGGAAUGAGGACUGCAACAGGGUUUACAGCCAGCCGAUCGACAAAAACUAUUUAUGUGCCGGCUAUACCCAAGGCGGCAAGGACGCCUGUCAAGGUGACUCCGGUGGACCGCUGAUGUUGAAACUCGAAAGUCGAUGGACGCAGAUAGGUAUCGUCUCGUUCGGGAACAGAUGCGGCGAGCCCAACUAUCCCGGCGUGUACACGCGCGUCACGGAGUACAUCAAUUGGAUCGACUAUUUGAUAAAAAAUUAGUGACAGGCGGUAGAAUCGUGCAUACAGCGGGAUCGUGAUGUGAUGUGUUCGUGACCCCUGAGCAGUGUUGAUAUGAUAGGCAGUUCACGUAUGCAUGGCGAUCAAGAAAGUACCGAAAACAAAUAGAAUCACUCUCUUAAGGGAGUUCUAUUAUGCAACAUUUUUUUUUUUAUUUUAUAGAAAAUGUAAUAUAUAUUUUUUUUUUAUAAGACGGAAUAGAUAUUCAUAAAUAUUUAUUUAUUUGACUAGUUACUGAUAAUCGAAGUUAUUAUUAUUUUAACAUAUCAAACAUAUUAAAGUAAGAUAUACUUUAUAUAUAAUAUACGAAGUGUCCUAGAUUCGUCUACACACAAUUUUUUUUUAUUUAUAUAAAAUGUAAUAUAUAUUUUUAUAAGAUGGAAUAGAUAUUCACAGAUAUUUAUUUAUUUGACUAAUUAUUGAUAAUCGAAUUUAUUGUUAUUAUUUUAAUAUAUUAAACAUAAAGUAUAAGAUAUACUUUAUAUAUAACAUAUAAAGUGUCCUAGAUUCGUUUACGCAAUAUUUGUGGGAAUAUAGAACGGAUCGAGGUGAAUAUAAAAGUCCCAUAUCGUUUCGUAAUAUUCGCAAUACAUCUGGAGAUAUUAAUUAAUAUCUUGAGAUUUAUUACGAAUAUAUCGUAAAACGGUAUGGGAGUAUUAUGUUGACCUCAAUCCGUUCUACGAACGUUGCAGAAACGAAUCUAGGACACUUUGUAUAUAAUAUGUAUAUAUAUAUAUAUAUAUAUGUGUGUGUGUGUAUUAUAUACAUAUAAAUAUAUAUUUUUUUAAUAUAACUAUACUUACUUAUACUUGGAUAUACUUGAUUGACUUACC
Messenger RNA from Odontomachus brunneus, 3405 nucleotides. Its product is annotated as proclotting enzyme-like. Lineage: Eukaryota; Metazoa; Arthropoda; Insecta; Hymenoptera; Formicidae. Bases 881 to 2554 code for a protein of 557 amino acids. Gene Ontology annotation, molecular function: serine-type endopeptidase activity. The transcript is spliced from 8 exons. Gene Ontology annotation, biological process: proteolysis. The record is from RefSeq and is a predicted model, not a curated record.